GCCUUCAUCUGCUCCCCUGUGGCUUCACCGAGGCGGCUGUGUUGCGCAACUCUCCACUGCUUCAGCCACACUUCCGAAGGCUUCAUCGCACCCUCUCUGCUUGCUUCAGACUCCACGUCAAUUUGUAAGUGCCUGAACGGCUUCAUCCCCAUUGGAUCAUUGCUGCAAUGACAGCUGGGUACCAGUCUGUUGGGUCGCCUGACAAGCCUGGCGUGCUGCGCAUCGAAGCUUGUUGGAUUGCCAUCGCCUUCGAAGAUCUACUACUUUAUCGCCUGUCGCCUAAUAUCUAUGUAGUAUAAGAAGCCUGUCCUCAAGAGCCAUCACCUCUGUCCUGAACACAAACAUCCGCUUUCACCGUAAUCAUGCAUAUAUAUCGACGACAAGCCAGAAAGUUGGCCUGGUAUGACAAUGAAGGCGAACCUUCGACACAUAACCCCUUCAAGAAGUUCCGACCGCGACCGCGGCGGACCAACUCCAUUCAACUGGAGAACCGACUCACUCCUGUCAUCUCAGAAGGUGGUUUGCGACUCUCCGAGGAGCGCCGACGUCGGAGAAAUAUGACCCAAGGCCUGGCCGGUCCAGAGCAUGCGGACACCUUCCCUCCCCAGUCUGCCGAUACCGAUCAGUUGAAUCGCAUCGACAGCGCCGAGAAGGCCGACACCGAGCGGUCGCUGCGCAGCCAUGACCCCAUCAACGUGCCGCAAUCCGAUCAGCCCGACGAGACGCGACCACGAAAGCGAAGGACGUUUCUGAACAACACUUUCCGAUCCAGCGCUGACGAGGAUCGCACGGCCGCCGACUCCAGCAAGUCUAUGCCCGACAAGCAGAAGUUUACUGCGAUCGGACAGUUGAAAGCCACGCUGUUCAAUUCCUGGAUCAAUGUUUUACUUUUCGCCGCGCCCGUGGGAAUCGCGUUGAAUUAUGUCGACGUCCCUCCGGUGGCGGUCUUCGUGGUCAACUUCAUCGCGAUUAUUCCCCUUGCAGCCAUGCUGAGUUAUGCGACCGAGGAGAUCGCCAUGCGUACUGGUGAAACCAUCGGUGGUCUUCUGAAUGCUACCUUCGGCAACGCGGUAGAACUGAUUGUCGCGAUCAUCGCCUUGGUUGACGGAGAAGUCGUGAUUGUGCAGACGUCCUUGAUCGGUAGUAUGCUGUCCAACCUGCUCUUGGUCAUGGGUAUGUGUUUUUUCUUCGGCGGCAUCGACCGCCUGGAGCAACACUUCAACCCUGUGGUUGCACAAACUGCAGCCAGUCUUUUAGCUUUGGCAGUGGCCAGUCUUAUUAUCCCUACCGCUUUCCAUGCGUGGUCAGAUGCUGGAGAGACUGGAAUUGCGGAAUUGUCCCGCGGCACCAGUGUUAUUCUACUGGUUGUAUAUGGAUGUUAUCUGUUCUUCCAGCUCAAAUCGCACACAGAGAUCUACAACGCCCCUAGCCCCAAGGUGGAAAGAAGACGCCAGAAAAUCAACGAAGGCGAUGCCAGUCGGGGAAUUGCUCAGAUUGGCAAGAUGACGGCCUCGAUGGCUGGUGAGCAUGCUCAGAACGUGGAACUUCAGGAACCAGACGAUGAGGAACAGCCUCAGCUCAGCAUCUGGGUGGCCGUGCUGACGCUUGUCAUCUCGACUGUCUUUGUUGCGCUUUGUGCCGAGUUCAUGGUCGAUUCUAUCGAUGCUCUCACACAGACCGGCAAUAUUUCGGAGACCUUUGUGGGAUUGAUCCUUCUUCCGAUUGUGGGUAACGCGGCCGAGCACGCGACGGCUGUCACCGUGGCUUGCAAGGAUAAGAUGGACCUGGCAAUCGGUGUGGCCGUCGGCUCAAGUAUGCAGAUCGCGUUGUUGGUGUUGCCCUUGAUUAUUGUGAUCGGUUGGGGAAUGGGGAAUGAUGAUAUGACCCUUUACUUUGACGGUUUCCAGGUGAUUCUACUUUUUGUUGCUGUUCUUCUGGUCAACUAUCUCAUCGCCGAUGGAAAGUCGCACUGGCUGGAGGGCGUCUUACUGAUGAUGAUGUACUUGAUUAUCGCUGUGGCUGCUUGGUUUUACCCGAGCAAGGCCACCGUCACCUAAAACUGCCCGAUCGGUGGGCGCCACAUUGAUACCAACUAAAAUAAUCAUUUAAUUGCCAUGUCCUGUACCAUAUUUGAUGUCACGAUUUGAUUAGAUUCCUGUCUUUCUCUUGAUACCGUUUCUUGUGUCUUUACGGG
Messenger RNA from Aspergillus uvarum CBS 121591, 2194 nucleotides. Its product is annotated as hydrogen/calcium exchanger domain-containing protein. The record is from RefSeq and is a predicted model, not a curated record. The transcript has 6 exons. Gene Ontology annotation, cellular component: fungal-type vacuole membrane. NCBI's taxonomy places the organism in Eukaryota, Fungi, Ascomycota, Eurotiomycetes, Eurotiales, Aspergillaceae. The coding region runs from base 363 to 2057 and encodes 564 amino acids. Gene Ontology annotation, biological process: intracellular calcium ion homeostasis; calcium ion transmembrane transport. Gene Ontology annotation, molecular function: calcium:proton antiporter activity.